AUAAUACACUAAUAAUAAUGUUACACUUACAUUUUAACGGUAGCGUCUACCAAUAACGUCACAGGUAUUUUAUGUGUAUUUAUUAUAAAAUAUGCAUAUAGCUUAUUUGUAUAGAUAUCUUGUAUAUUUAUUUUUUUCUUUUUUUUUUAAUAUAUCGAUCGCUAAAUGUUCGUUCAAUUAUUACUGCGUUAGGUUUUGUUAUGACUUUGAAAUGAACCAACUUGUCAACUUGUAAAAGUUAGAUGUUACGUGAAGUUAUUUUAAUUUUAUCAAUAAUAUGAAAUUAAUUGUUAAUUCAAGUUGUCCACAAGUUGUUUUGGCGGAUAUUGUAGUUCCAUAUAACAUACCUAUGUUUUUCUUGUGUUAGAAACCAUCCCCUCUCCCACUUAAUUUAUAGGUUAGAGAGGUGAAGCAGUUUGAUGGUUAUUUUAGGAAUUCUUUUUCAGUAUCAUUUUCAUUUAUAAGCUUCCCCAACUUACAUGUUUGUUUACCGUAGUUAUAUUCACAAUAUAACAUAACCUAAAUUUGCACUCACAUGGAACAACUAAAACAAAAUCUGCCCCAAGGAGUUUAUGAAAGUUUAAUCAGUGCAAAUUUUAAGUCACCGUCAGAAAUAAUAAUCCGAACAAGAGCCGAAUUGGCACAAAUUACAAAAUUAGAUUUAAGUUUAAUUGAAGACGUUGUUAAAGAAUGCACCACAAUAUUGUUAACUGGAAAAAUUAAUACAGCAAAUUACUUAAAAUCAUGGCAACGUCUAAGCACAGGUUGUUUCACAAUUGAUGCAAUUACAAAAGGUGGGAUUCCACUUCAUGGAAUUACAGAAAUAGUGGGAUGUAGUGGAGUUGGUAAGACACAAAUGUGUCUUCAGUUAGCACUAAUGUCCCAGGUACCAACUGAGUUAGGGGGUUUAGAAAAAGGUGUUGUUUAUAUUUGUACAGAAGACGCUUUUCCAGCAAAGCGAUUGAGAGAAUUAGCACAGGAGUUUUCGCAAAAAUUCAAAACCAGUAUAAAUGAUUCCUUUGAAGAUUGUAUAUUCAUUCAGCAUGUUGCGGACGCCGAGCAGCUAAAAUUGUGUCUGUAUACUCGGUUCCCGAGGCUUCUCACCGUAAAACGUGUGGGCCUAAUUAUCAUUGAUUCAAUUGCUGGAGUAUUUCGUAGUGAAAAUUUGGACGUUAAUUAUUCUAAUAGAAGCCAAGAUUUUAUUUCCACUGUUGUUCAAUUACAAAAACUUUCGGAAAAAUAUAAUUUUGCAGUUGUUUGUUCAAAUCAGGUAACUGACAACAUUGCGAGUGGUAUAACUGAACCAUGUUUGGGAUUAGCGUGGAGCAAUUUGGUUACGUGCCGAUUCAGUAUAACUAGACAUUUUGAGACCCAAAUAAGAGAAUUUGGAGUUAUUUUUGCUCCGGAUUUAUCAUCAAACAGUUCAUGUAAAUUUAAAAUUUUGAAAAGUGGUUUGGUAGGAAUUUAAUAAAUUAUUUGAGGAGAAAAAA
Zophobas morio is the source of this 1490-nucleotide messenger RNA. RefSeq names its product DNA repair protein XRCC3-like. Gene Ontology annotation, biological process: telomere maintenance via recombination; resolution of mitotic recombination intermediates; t-circle formation. Bases 536 to 1468 code for a protein of 310 amino acids. NCBI's taxonomy places the organism in Eukaryota, Metazoa, Arthropoda, Insecta, Coleoptera, Tenebrionidae. Gene Ontology annotation, cellular component: replication fork; Rad51C-XRCC3 complex. The transcript has 6 exons. Gene Ontology annotation, molecular function: ATP binding; ATP-dependent DNA damage sensor activity; four-way junction DNA binding. The record is from RefSeq and is a predicted model, not a curated record.